Molecule: messenger RNA, 1037 nt
Organism: Rana temporaria (common frog)
Lineage: Eukaryota; Metazoa; Chordata; Amphibia; Anura; Ranidae
Gene: SSPN
Product: sarcospan
Exons: 3
Coding region: 108-857 (249 amino acids)
Cellular component (GO): sarcolemma; dystrophin-associated glycoprotein complex
Source: RefSeq, a predicted model, not a curated record
GGGAGAGAGAGAGUGUGAGAGAUAGAAAUAGAAAGGGAAGAGCGUGAGAGGAGAGAGAGAGAGAAAGAAACACCAGUCCAGCCUGAUUUCACGCACACAGCAUCCAAAUGGGAGCGGACAACAAACACAAGCCACCAUCCCCAGCCAGCCAAGAGCAGCCAGCGAAGGGCCAAGGAGAAGGCCAGGACAAAAAAGCCGACCAUAAAAAGCAGAAAAAAGAGAAGAAAGUCGCCAAGGCCGGACAGCAGGACGAUGCGCACACUUGCUGCGGCUGCCGCUUCCCUCUUUUGGUGGCCCUGCUCCAGCUGACCCUCGGCGUGUCCGUCGCCACGGUGGCCUUCAUCAUGGCAGCCAACUGCUCCUCAUUACUAGUCAGAGACACCCCACACUGGGCCGGGAUUAUUGUCAGUGUGGUGGCCAUUUUAGGCUUGAUAUUGCUCUGCCUCCCAUAUCAGCCAGAUGAGAAGACAUCCGGGCAGUUUGCCUUAAAGCUCUUGUAUUUCCUUCUGUGUGCCCUUGGAAUUAUCAUCUGUGUUCUAGCCGUGGCCUUUGCAGCUCACCAUUACACCCACAUCACAAAAUAUUCCUGCAAGAUGGCAGAAGACUCCUGCCAGUGCACAUUGGACCCUUCCGACCCACUAAGCCGCACUUUUCUUUACCAGACUGUGGCCGACUGCGACACGGUCACCAGCACUAUCAAGCUCUUCGUCCUGCUGCAAAUCACACUGAACUUACUGCUGUCCCUUGUCUGCCUAGCCGCUUGCUUUGUCAUGUGGAAGGAUCGUUACCAGGUGUUCUACGCAGGCACCUGGUUUCAAGGCUCUGCCACCAAUGAAACCCCACAACAAAAAGUAUAGCAUCUUGUACAUAGGACUUAAGAACUCUAUAAACUCACCUUCCUGCAAGAAAAGAGAUCGCGUUGUAUUUAUACAAGAAAUGAGAUUACAGCAGGCAGUGCAUAUAGACUGGGGUCCCAAUAUAGAAGAGAGGACCCAUUCAAACGUAUUAUUAUAAUAAUAUUCCUCCAUUUUCUGUGA